This is a messenger RNA of Quercus robur (English oak), 1716 nucleotides long. RefSeq lists its product as uncharacterized. The coding region runs from base 1 to 1716 and encodes 571 amino acids. The record is from RefSeq and is a predicted model, not a curated record. Gene Ontology annotation, molecular function: nucleic acid binding; RNA-DNA hybrid ribonuclease activity. NCBI's taxonomy places the organism in Eukaryota, Viridiplantae, Streptophyta, Magnoliopsida, Fagales, Fagaceae. Gene Ontology annotation, biological process: DNA integration. The transcript has 5 exons.
AUGAGUAGCCCUGAAACCGCAGAACGGAUGGCUUUGUGGGCAAUGGAGCUUAGUGAGUUUGAUAUACAGUAUCGUCCGCGAACAGCUAUAAAAGGGCAAGUAGUUGUUGACUUCAUCGCUGAAUUCACCCUCGGGGAUGGCCAGGGGGCAGAGGAGAUGCGGCAGUGGAAUAUUUAUGCGAACGGGUCAUCCAAUAGGCGAGCAGGAGGGGCCGGUGUGGUUAUCCAAACCCCAGAGGGGGAUAAGAUCGAGUGUAUGAUCCGACUAGAUUUCCCCACAACCAACAACGAGGCCGAAUAUGAAGCCUUGGUGGCAGGGCUAGACCUCGCAAAGGUUGCAAGUGCUGAAAACAUGGUCGUACACUGCGACUCACAAGUGGUAACAAGUCAAAUUAAUGGCGGCUACGAGUGCAAGAAUGAAAGGAUGAAGAGGUAUCUAGAAGAGGUGAAGAAUCGAAUCGGUAGUCACGAAGUCAGAUUUGUUCAAAUCCCAAGGAAGGAAAAUGAAUGUGCCGACCGCCUAGCAAAAGCGACCUUGGCAGAAUUUAUGCUUGUCCCCGAACAAGUAUUGUCAUUUGUUCAAAUCUCCUCACUGAUUGAUGACGGAACAAAUGUGCAAGAAGUAGAUUCUGAAAGCAAUUGGACUACGCCAUUGAUAUCAUACCUGAAGACUGGCGUAUUACCAGACGAGAAUGACGCCGCCAGGAAGUUGAAGGUCCAAGCUACACGGGUUAUGCUGAUAAAAGAUGUCUUAUACAAAAUAGGAUUCUCUCGAUCGUAUCUGAGGUGUUUAAGCCACGAGGAAGCAAAUUACGUAAUGAGAGAAGUCCACGAGGGUAUCUGCAAAAACCACUCGGGGGCACGAUCAUUAGUACAUAAGUUGAUCCGAGCAGGAUACUAUUGGUCUACAAUGCUGAAAGAUGCACAAGCUUAUGUCAAGGCCUGCGACAAAUGUCAAAGGUUCAGUAAUCUCAUCAGGCAACCGUCCAAAGAGCUGACUCCCAUGACAGCCCCUUGGCCCUUUACUCAAUGGGGACUAGAUAUCAUGGGCCCCUUCCCAACAGCAGUUAGGUACGGAAUACCUAGAGUGCUUGUCUCCGACAAUGGGAAGCAAUUCGACAACAGCGCAUUUAGGGACUUCUGUUCAGAGCUAGGUAUCAAGAAUCACUACUCGUCGCCCGCACACCCACAGGCCAAUGGGCAAGCUGAAGUCACAAACCAGUCCUUGCUCAAGAUCGUCAAGACCCAGCUCAAGAGGGCAAAGGCAGAAGUAGGGCUCACAAGCUAUCAAGUGGAGAACUACGACGAGGAUAAGAACGAAGAGGCCAUGCGCCUUCAGCUCGACCUGGUGGAUGAAGUACGAGUGACAGCGGAGCAAAGGAUGGCGCGGUAUCAGAAUCUCAUGGGGAAACACUACAACUCCAAUGUCAGGCAUAGAGACUUUCAAGCUGGAGAUCUUGUACUACGAAAGGGCAGACUUCAGGACAAGGAUGCAGAGGAGCAGCAAGACAGGAAUCAUCAAGUCAGGGACUGGCUCAAGAAGCUUAGAGAUGCAGUAUAUGGCGAGGAUGAUCUGUUGAGUGAUUUCUCUACUGAAGACUUGCGCCGAAGGGUGAUGGGUGGUGAUAAAAUGGCAAAGAAGCAAGAAGAAAAGUCUCUAUAUUUCACAAUUCACGGUAGCAAGGAUACUUUGCGUGGGGAUCUGAAAAUAGAAUAA